AUGUUAGUGAGCAAUGACUACGAGCAGAGCACCCUGAUCCACACUGCGCUGUUCCUUCCGGUCUAUCUGGCAGCCGUUAUGGGGAAUAUCCUCAUCAUUGCCAUCACUACCCUUGACCGGCACUUGCACAUCCCUAUGUAUUUCUUCCUCAAGAACCUGUCUAUCCUUGACCUUGGCUACAUCUCCGUCACAGUCCCCAAAUCCACCUUCAAUUCCCUUACAAAUAUCAACUCCAUCUCUCUGCUGGGCUGGGCUGCCCAGGUAUUCUUCGUGUUUUUAUUCGGUGGAUCAGAGUUGGCCCUGCUCACCGUGAUGUCCCACGACCGUUAUGUUGCCAUCUGCCGCCCCCUGCACUAUGAGAUCAUCAUACCCCACGGAGCCUGUGUUAAUGGGAAACCACUGCAGGUUCCCGAGGAGUGGGUAUUCUUCGUGUUUUUAUACGGUGGAUCAGAGUUGGCCCUGCUCACCGUGAUGUCCCACGACCGCUCUGAUGCCAUCUGCCACCCCCUGAACUAUGAGAUCACCAUGCCCCACGGAGCCUGUUUGCUAAGAAUUGCAUAUUCCACUUACCAUGUCUCAGAAGAUGUGAGUUUCGCCAUCAGUAUCUGUUUAGGUUUCUUCUGCUUUGUGUUCAUCGUGGGCUCCUUUAACCUGUCCGUCGUUGACGUCGCAUGUAUCUCCGUCACAGUCCCCAAAUCCAUCCUCAAUUCUCUCACGAAGGUUAACUCCAUCUCUCUGAUGGGCUGCGCUACCCAGGUCUUCUGCGAUGGUGCCCAGUUGCUAAGACUUGCAUUAUCCACUGAUCAUGUCACAGAAGAUGUGUGUUUAGCCAUCAACAUCUGA
Tachyglossus aculeatus (Australian echidna) is the source of this 843-nucleotide messenger RNA. Its product is annotated as olfactory receptor 14I1-like. Gene Ontology annotation, biological process: G protein-coupled receptor signaling pathway. Gene Ontology annotation, cellular component: membrane. Lineage: Eukaryota; Metazoa; Chordata; Mammalia; Monotremata; Tachyglossidae. Bases 1 to 843 code for a protein of 280 amino acids. Gene Ontology annotation, molecular function: odorant binding; G protein-coupled receptor activity; olfactory receptor activity. The transcript has 7 exons. The record is from RefSeq and is a predicted model, not a curated record.